AUGGUCAGAGUCAGUGAACAGUGCCGUUCCAGCCCGCUGUGCUGUGUGAGCUCAGGCCAGCAGGAUGGAUUUUUGUCCCGUUUUCUUUCCACUCAACAGGGCUCUCAGCAUCCCUUUAACAGGCAAAAGAAACCUCUAGCAACAUCCACUCAACAGGGCUCUCAUCAUCCCUUUAACAGGCAAAAGAAACCUCUAGCAACAUCCACUCAACAGGGCUCUCAGCAUCCCUUUAACAGGCAAAAGAAACCUCUAGCAACAUCCACUCAACAGGGCUCUCAGCAUCCCUUUAACAGGCAAAAGAAACCUCUAGCAACAUCCACUCAACAGGGCUCUCAGCAUCCCUUUAACAGGCAAAAGAAACCUCUAGCAACAUCCACUCAACAGGGCUCUCAGCAUCCCUUUAACAGGCAAAAGAAACCUCUAGCAACAUCCACUCAACAGGGCUCUCAUCAUCCCUUUAACAGGCAAAAGAAACCUCUAGCAACAUCCACUCAACAGGGCUCUCAUCAUCCCUUUAACAGGCAAAAGAAACCUCUAGCAACAUCCACUCAACAGGGCUCUCAGCAUCCCUUUAACAGGCAAAAGAAACCUCUAGCAACAUCCACUCAACAGGGCUCUCAGCAUCCCUUUAACAGGCAAAAGAAACCUCUAGCAACAUCCACUCAACAGGGCUCUCAGCAUCCCUUUAACAGGCAAAAGAAACCUCUAGCAACAUCCACUCAACAGGGCUCUCAGCAUCCCUUUAACAGGCAAAAGAAACCUCUAGCAACAUCCACUCAACAGGGCUCUCAGCAUCCCUUUAACAGGCAAAAGAAACCUCUAGCAACAUCCACUCAACAGGGCUCUCAUCAUCCCUUUAACAGGCAAAAGAAACCUCUAGCAACAUCCACUCAACAGGGCUCUCAGCAUCCCUUUAACAGGCAAAAGAAACCUCUAGCAACAUCCACUCAACAGGGCUCUCAGCAUCCCUUUAACAGGCAAAAGAAACCUCUAGCAACAUCCACUCAACAGGGCUCUCAGCAUCCCUUUAACAGGCAAAAAAAAGUUGAGCUACAAGUUUGUUGACUGAUUACUUUCUCUAUGGUUGCACCCCGCAUUUUACACACAACGCAAUGUUAAAAGAAUAGGGGAGACGGGGGCUGGUUGUCACACUUUUUACUCUUUAUUAUUCUCCUCAAUCUGGUGCCACGCUGCGAGGUUCUGUUCCUCGUUAUAUCGAAGAAUAACU
Molecule: messenger RNA, 1228 nt
Organism: Polyodon spathula (Mississippi paddlefish)
Lineage: Eukaryota; Metazoa; Chordata; Actinopteri; Acipenseriformes; Polyodontidae
Product: MARCO-like protein
Exons: 2
Coding region: 1-1065 (354 amino acids)
Source: RefSeq, a predicted model, not a curated record